This is a messenger RNA of Gamsiella multidivaricata, 1356 nucleotides long. RefSeq names its product surfeit locus protein 6-domain-containing protein. The coding region runs from base 103 to 1350 and encodes 415 amino acids. Gene Ontology annotation, molecular function: DNA binding; RNA binding. Lineage: Eukaryota; Fungi; Mortierellomycota; Mortierellomycetes; Mortierellales; Mortierellaceae. The record is from RefSeq and is a predicted model, not a curated record. Gene Ontology annotation, cellular component: nucleolus. The transcript has 5 exons. Gene Ontology annotation, biological process: ribosomal small subunit biogenesis; ribosomal large subunit biogenesis.
GGCAACAAGAAGAACUUUGCUGCCGUCCUCGUCCCCUUCUACACCCUCACUCGACCAUCACCUCCUUCUCCAUCCUUGUCCAUCUCGCAGACUACCCUCGCCAUGUCCACCCAGUUCACAUUGGACGGUUUGGAGGAGAGGAUCAAAGCUCACGGAAGCUCCUUUGAUUCUCUGCUCAAGCUGAUUCCUGCACAAUACUACAUUACUAAGGAACUCUCGGAAGAGGAGCAGAACUCAAAAUACCAGCACAAUAAAAAGAGAAAUGCCCCCAAGCAGGAUAUCAAGGAGCGCACAAAGAAGGCCAAGAAGGCCAAGCUUGAUCCCGAUAACAACAAAUCUGUCACGGAUAUCCAGUCUGAAAUGGCUGCGAAGGGAGACGACAAUGACAGCGACGAUAACGAGGAUGAUGAUGAGGGCGACAACGACGUGGAAAUGGUGAGCACCGACGAUAUUGUGGAGGAUGAUACCGAGGCACCUGUGAUCGCAAAGUCUUCAACGCACAACUUUGAGGGGUUGUUGGCUCAGGUCCAGACCGCAGCCCAGACACCAGCCCAGGCUCCUAAAUCAAUCACGGAACUGCGCGCAAAACUCGAAGAGCGCCUUGCAAAGCUGCGUGGGCGUCGUGGUGUCGCUGCUGAGGCCAGUGGUGCUGCCAAGCCCACGUCCCGACAGGCCAUUCUGGAGGCUCGUUUGAAGAGGAAAAAGGACAAGAAGGCAUCCCAGAAAUUGGCCAAGGAGAAGAGAGCUGCCGGUGGAUCAGAAGGUCUUGUGGUCAAGGAGGAGGCCUCUUCCUCAGCAAAUGGUGGGCGACCCACAGCAUCGUCGAUCAACGACAAGGGCGAAGUCCGAUUCAGCAAGUUUGAAUUCGAUGGCCUUCAAAAGAAGAAAAGAGGACCUACGGACGCACAAGGUCAGCUCAAGAUGGUCGAAGCACAUAAGGAAAAGCUGGCAGCACUACAGACCGCUGACCCUGAGAAGGCAAACGCUCUAAAGGAAAAGGAUACCUGGAAAAAGGCACUGCAGUUGGCACAGGGUGAGAAGGUCAAGGACGACGUCAAGCUCCUGAAGAAGACUAUCAAGCGCGAGGAGGUACAAAAGAAGAAGAGUUCCAAGGAAUGGGGUGAGCGCAAAUCAACAGUCAGCAAGACUAAGGAUCAGAAGCAGAAGAAGCGCGAGGAGAAUAUCAAGGCUCGUAUCGAUGCUGCUAAGAAUAAGGGCAAGAACGGAGACAAGAAGGGGGACAAGAAGGGGGCCAAGGGACCAGCAAAGGGAAAGGGCGGCAAACCAAAAGCACGUGCGGGCUUUGAAGGAAAGAACAGCAAAAAACCAUCCAAACCAUCUAAGAAAUAAACUGCA